Molecule: messenger RNA, 372 nt
Organism: Pyrus x bretschneideri (Chinese white pear)
Lineage: Eukaryota; Viridiplantae; Streptophyta; Magnoliopsida; Rosales; Rosaceae
Product: cyclic nucleotide-gated ion channel 1-like
Exons: 1
Coding region: 1-372 (123 amino acids)
Source: RefSeq, a predicted model, not a curated record
AUGGAGCAUCUUGAGCCAGUUGACUAUGAUGAUGGUAGCCGUAUUAUUCGAGAGGGGGACCCACUGGAUAGGAUGCUCUUCAUCACGCAGGGCAUUGCACUUGUUUACAAGACUACUACUACUGGUGGCGAAAGUGGCUCGUCAAGCACUGCAUAUCUUGAGAAAGGUGAUGUUUAUGGAAAAGAACUUAUAGGUUGGGCGGCGACAUCUACCCGACUUUCCGGCUUACCCAUCUCAGGCCAAACUGUCAAGUCCCACGAAAAAGUUGAAGUCUUUGCAAUCAGGGCUGCCAGAUUAAAAAGUAUUGUCUCCGACUUCCCGACGCAUUUCAACAGAGAGGAUAUUACUAUGGUGGAAAUAACUAGUAACUAA